CGGUGACUCGAGAGACCUAUUAGUUAAAUUUCUGUAUGCUUGUAUUUACCAUGCAUACAUACCAUGUACCCUCAGAUGAAGACUUCUUGGUAUGUCUUUUGCUUUUCUUUGCUCUUCUGUGCGCUGCUUGGGGACUGUUUUGGAGUUGCGUUUGUGCCCAAGGACAAACGUGGGUGGACUCUGAACAGUGCUGGAUACCUCCUAGGACCCCCAGAUGCCCACCAGGCGUUGCCUGAUAAAGGAGCUGUGGCUGGGAAAAGAGAUGCUGAGGAGGAUCUGUAUUCUGUGGGGCAGGAUUCUGUUGAUCAAAGACUGAUUGGACGCCCGCCCUUCCCAGUGUCAGAAGAAUCGGUGCAACCGUAG
This is a messenger RNA of Thamnophis sirtalis, 363 nucleotides long. The record is from RefSeq and is a predicted model, not a curated record. NCBI's taxonomy places the organism in Eukaryota, Metazoa, Chordata, Lepidosauria, Squamata, Natricidae.